UUUGCUUUUCUUACAUAGAUUUUGCUUGUUGUCUGUUUUCCUUUUUUUCUUCCUUUUAUUCCCCCUGACAUCUGAAUAUGUCUUAAUUUACCAACCCCAAAUGACCUUAGCAACUUAGAGUGAGGUAUUUGAAGGAAUUUGGAGGUAUUUGCAUAGAAGAGGUUGGCAUCAUUAAUUCAGGUGCAACAUUAAAUGGACAGCAGGUGUAUCCCAAAAAGCUUUUAUUCCCAAAAUAAGCAACGUAAACAAAACACACAAUUUCUAAUCUGAGGAGACUAUUUAAAGGUUUGUGUGUGUGUGUGAGACAGAGAGAGAGAGAGAGAGAGAGAGAGAGAGAGAGAGAUCAGAACAAUGGACAGGAUGUGCCAUUAACUUUCAAUUUCUCUCCAAAGUUGUGUGCCUGUGUUGAAAAGUAUUUUGUAUGUGAUUGAGUGGUGGCACGUUAGAAAGAUAAUGGUUUUGUCAUACAAGACCCUGCGUCUUUGUGACGCAAAUCUUACAUUUCAGUUAGUGAUAUGGUAAAACCUUUGAUUUCCCUCACUCUGACUGUGUUUCUGAAACUGGUUGGACUGGUUUUCAUGUUAUUUUGUUGUUUGUUUUGAGACUUGGACUGUGAAAUUGUGAGGGUGUGAUGGCGUCCUCAGCUCAGACCCUCACAGACACCAGGACUGAUGAGGAAGAAACGAGCAGCUCCUUCUCUCCCAGAGUUUCCUCCACACAUGAAGGGGGAAAGUGUCUGGGAGAAAAAAUGGCGACACCUCAAGAGGUCCUCUUCAGAACUUUAGAAGAUUUGGGAGCUGAGGACUUUGAAAAAUUCAAAUGGUUCCUGCAAGGGGUGCUAGAAGGCCUCCCAGCAAUCCCAAAGAGUCGACUGGAGAGUACAAACCGGAUGGAAACCAUAGAUCAGAUGUUUCAGACCUACAGUCUAAACACGAUUAAAGUGACCAGAACAGUUUUAGUGAAGAUAAAUCAAAAUGAACUAGUGAAGAAAUUAUCAAAAACCUCUUUCGAUCCUGAAGAGAUUCUUGCUGAGUGCCAGAGAAAACUCAAAACCAAAUUACAAAAGAAGUUCCAGUCUGUGUUUGAGGGGAUCACUAAAGCAGGAAACCAGACCUUUCUGAAUCAGAUCUACACAGAGAUCUACAUCUUAAAGGGAGAAGCUGCAGAGGUCAAUGUUGAACAUGAGGUCAUACAGAUUGAAACAGCAUCCAGGAAACCAGACAGACCAGAAACAAGAAUCAGACAAGAAGACAUCUUUAAAGCCUUACCAAGAAGAGAUAAACCAAUCAGAACAGUGCUGACAAAGGGAGUGGCUGGCAUUGGGAAAACAGUCUUAACACAGAAGUUCACUCUGGACUGGGCUGAAGACAAAACCAAUCAGGACAUCCACUUCACAUUUCCAUUCACUUUCAGAGAGCUGAAUGUGCUGAAAGAGAAAAAGUUCAGCUUGGUGGAACUUGUUCAUCGCUUCUUUCCUGAAACCAAAGCAGCAGGAAUCUGCAGGUUUGAAGAGUUCCACAUUGUGUUGAUCUUUGACGGUCUGGAUGAGUAUCGACUUCCUCUGGACUUCCACAACACUGAGAUCCUGACUGAUGUCACAGAGUCCACCUCAGUGGAUGUGCUGUUGACAAACCUCAUCAGGGGGACACUUCUUCCCUCUGCUCGCCUCUGGAUAACCACACGACCUGCAGCAGCCAAUCAGAUCCCUCCUGACUGUAUUGUCAUGGUGACAGAGGUCAGAGGGUUCACUGACCCACAGAAGGAGGAGUACUUCAGGAAUAGAUUCAGAGAUGAGGAGCAGGCCGGCAGAAUCAUCUCCCACAUCAAGACAUCACGAAGCCUCCACAUCAUGUGCCACAUCCCAGUCUUCUGCUGGAUCUCUGCUGGAGUUCUGGAGAAGCUGAUGAAAACCAGAGAGGGAGGAGAGCUGCCCAAGACCCUGACUGAGAUGUACAUCCACUUCCUGGUGGUUCAGUCCAAACAGACAAACGUCAAGUAUCAUGGGAAAUUUGAGAGGGAUCCACACUGGAGUCCAGAGAACAGGGAGAUGAUUGAGUCUCUGGGAAAACUGGCUUUUGAUCAGCUGCAGAAAGGAAACCUGAUCUUCUAUGAUUCAGACCUGACAGAGUGUGGCAUCGAUAUCACAGCAGCCUCAUUGUACUCAGGAGUGUUCACACAGCUCUUUAGAGAAGAGAGUGGAUUGUACGAGGACAGGGUGUUCUGCUUCAUCCAUCUGAGUGUUCAGGAGUUUCUGGCUGCUCUUCAUGUCCAUCUGACCUUCAUCAACUCUGGAGUCAUUCUGAUAGCAGAAGCAAGAUGGUGGUCCAGAGUCUUCAGAGACAAACCUGAACUAAAACAUCUCUACCAGAGUGCUGUGGACAAGGCCUUACAAAGUCCAAAUGGACACCUGGACUUGUUUCUCCGCUUCCUCCUGGGUCUUUCUCUGCAGACCAAUCAGAAUCUCCUACGAGGUCUGCUGACACAGACAGGAAGUAGCUCAGAGAUCAAUCAGAAUACAGUCCAGUACAUCAAGAAGAAGCUCAGGAAGAAUCCGUCUGCAGAGAAAAGCAUCAACCUGUUCCACUGUCUGAAUGAACUGAAUGAUCGUUCUCUAGUGGAGGAGAUCCAACAGUCCCUGAGAUCAGGAAGUCUCUCCACAGAUGAACUGUCUCCUGCUCAGUGGUCAGCUCUGGUCUUCAUCUUACUGUCAUCAGAAACAGAUCUGGACGUGUUUGACCUGAAGAAAUACUCUGCUUCAGAGGAGGCUCUUCUGAGGCUGCUGCCAGUGGUCAAAGCCUCCAACAAAGCUCUGUUAACUGGCUGUAAGCUCUCAGAGAGAAGCUGUGAGGCUCUGUCCUCAGUCCUCAGCUCCCAGUCCUCUAGUCUGAGAGACCUGGACCUGAGUAACAACGACCUGAAUGAUUCAGGUGUGAAGCUUAUGUCUGUUGGACUGAAGAAUCCACUAUGUGAACUAAAAACCCUCAAGGUAACUGGCUGUAAACUCUCAGAGAAAAGCUGUGAAGCUCUGUCCUCAGUCCUCAGCUCCCAGUCCUCUAGUCUGAGACACCUGGACCUGAGUAACAAUGACCUGCAGGAUUCAGGAGUAAAGCUUCUGUCUGUUGGACUGCAGAGUCAACUAUGUGAACUCAAAACUCUCAGUCUGUCAGGCUGUCUGAUCUCAGAGAAAGGAUGUUCAUCUCUGGCCUCAGCUCUGAGAUCCCAGUCCACUAAUCUGAGAGACCUGGACCUGAGUAACAACAACCUGAAGGAUUUAGGAGUGAAGCUUCUGUCUGUUGGACUGCAGAGUCCACUAUGUGUACUGAAAACUCUCAGUCUGUCAGGCUGUCUGAUGUCAGAUAAAGGCUGUUCUUCUCUGGCCUCAGCUCUAAGCUCCCAUUCCUCUAGUCUGAGAGACCUGGACCUGAGUAACAACAAUGUGAAGAAUUCAGGAGUGAAGCUUCUGUCUGUUGGACUACAAAGUCCACUAUGUGAACUAAAAACCCUCAGUCUGUCAGGCUGUCUGAUCUCAGAGGAAAGCUGUUCUUCUCUGGCCUCAGCUCUGAGCUUCCAGACCUCUAGUCUGAGAGACCUGGACCUGAGUAACAACAACCUGCAGGAUUCGGGAGUGAAGCUUCUGUCAGCUGGAAUGAAGAGUUCACUUUGUGAACUGAAAACCCUGAAGGUAACUGGCUGUAAAUUCUCAGAGAGAAGCUGUGAAGCUCUGUCCUCAGUCCUCAGCUCCCAGUCCUCUAGUCUGAUAGACCUGGACCUGAGCAUCAACAACCUGCGGGAUUCAGGAGUAAAGCUUCUGUCUGUUGGACUGCAGAGUCCACUAUGUGAACUGAAAACUCUAAGUGUGUCAGGCUGUCUGAUCUCAGAGGAUGGCUGUUCUUCUCUGGCCUCAGCUUUGAGCUCCCAGUCCUCUCGUCUGAAAAACCUGGACCUGAGUGACAACAACCUGAAGGACUUAGGAGUGAAGCUUCUGUCUGUUGGACUGCAGAGUCCACUAUGUGUACUGAAAACUCUCAGUCUGUCAGGCUGUCUGAUCUCAGAGGAAGGCUGUUCUUCUUUGGCCUCAGCUCUGAGCUCCAACCCCUUCCAUCUGAGAGAGCUGGACCUGAGCUACAAUCAUCCAGGAGACUCAGGAGUGAAGCUACUGGAGGAUGCACGCUGCAGACUGGACAUUCUCAGGGUGGACCAUGGUGGAGAGCACAGGUUAACACCUGGUCUGAGAAAGUAUUUCUGUCAACUCACACUGGACACAAACACAGCACACAGAGAGCUCAAACUGUCUGAGAACAACAGGAAGGUGACACGUGUUGGAGAGGAUCAGUCAUAUCCUGAUCAUCCAGAGAGAUUUGACUCCUGUUCUCAGCUGCUGUGUAGAGAUGGUCUGACUGGUCGCUGUUACUGGGAGGUCGAGUGGAGAGGAAGAGUUCAUGUAGCAGUGAGUUACAGAGGAAUCAGCAGGAAAGGAGGCAGUGAUGACUCUGUAUUUGGAUGUAACGACCAGUCCUGGAGUCUGAGCUGCUCUUAUUAUGGUUACUCUGUCAGGCACUAUGACAGAAAAACAGUCCUCUCCUCCUCCUCCUCCUCCUCCUCCUCCUCCUCUGGUAGAAUAGGAGUGUAUGUGGACUGUCCUGCUGGCUCUCUGUCCUUCUACAGAGUCUCCUCUGACUCACUGAUCCACCUCCACACCUUCAACACCACAUUCACUGAACCUCUUUAUCCUGGGUUUGGGUUCGGGGUCCUGUCCUAUGACUCCUCAGUGUCUCUGUGUUCUCUUUAGGACGGAGACGACUUCCUGUCCUGUGGUCUGAAUGUUGGAUGAAGCUUCACUUUGUUUAACAUUUGAUUCUCUGAAUCUUUCUUUAAUGUCACAAAUGUUUUCCUAUUAUAAAUGGUGAAAUUAUCUCAGGGCUGAACUCUCAUUUUUUCUCUUGAAUCCAGUUUUUUUUGGAGCAGCGUCUUGUAGCUGCUAAUGUCUGUCGUGAUUGAUCUCAAUAAAGGUUUAAAGACUCACGAGAACAGCAGCUUCUAACAAAUGUAAAUCUGAUUCUGUUUUAAAGAGGAAUAAAGACAUUACCUU
Molecule: messenger RNA, 5089 nt
Organism: Centropristis striata (black sea bass)
Lineage: Eukaryota; Metazoa; Chordata; Actinopteri; Perciformes; Serranidae
Product: NACHT, LRR and PYD domains-containing protein 12-like
Exons: 13
Coding region: 632-4789 (1385 amino acids)
Molecular function (GO): protein binding
Source: RefSeq, a predicted model, not a curated record